Messenger RNA from Eriocheir sinensis (Chinese mitten crab), 1287 nucleotides. RefSeq lists its product as uncharacterized. The record is from RefSeq and is a predicted model, not a curated record. The coding region runs from base 1 to 1173 and encodes 390 amino acids. NCBI's taxonomy places the organism in Eukaryota, Metazoa, Arthropoda, Malacostraca, Decapoda, Varunidae. The transcript has 3 exons.
AUGAAAGCUCUCGCCACUCUUGUGUUGGCGGUGGCCGUCUGGGUGGCAGUGGCAGACCCGGGCGGCGGCUCCUGCUGUGGGGGCGGAGGACACGGCGGCGGUGGUUAUGGUGGAGGAGGAGGAGGAGGCAGCAUCAUAAGGGCCCAGCUUGUUGGCCACCACAGCCACACCACCGGCGGAGGCGGAGGCUACGGGGGUCGUGGCGGCAGGGGCUACGGUGGCGGCAGCCAGGGCCCUAGCAUCGUCAAGGCCCAGCUUGUCGGCCACCACAGCCAUACCACCGGCGGAGGCGGAGGCUACGGUGGUGGCGGCGGCGGAGGCUACGGGGGUGGCAGUCGGGGCCCCAGCAUCGUCAAGGCCCAGCUUGUCGGCCACCACAGCCAUACCUCUGGAGGGGGCGGCGGCUACGGUGGUGGUGGUGGCGGCUUCGGUGGUGGUGGCGGCUUCGGUGGUGGUGGCGGCUUCGGUGGUGGCGGCCACGGUGGUGGUGGUGGCGGCCACGGUAAGGGCUACGGCGGUGGCAGCGGCUGCUGCGGCUUCGUGUGGGCUGUUUUAUUGAGGACGAGACUAUCUAAAGGAAGAGCAUUGGUUGACCUGCAGGUGUUGGCGGUGGCCGUCUGGGUGGCAGUGGCAGACCCGGGCGGCGGAGGACACGGCGGCGGUGGUUAUGGUGGAGGAGGACACGGCGGCGGUGGUUAUGGUGGAGGAGGAGGAGGAGGCAGCAUCGUAAGGGCCCAGCUUGUUGGCCACCACAGCCACACCACCGGCGGAGGCGGCGGCUACGGUGGUCGUGGCGGCAGGGGCUACGGUGGCGGCAGCCAGGGCCCUAGCAUCGUCAAGGCCCAGCUUGUCGGCCACCACAGCCAUACCACCGGCGGAGGCGGAGGCUACGGUGGUGGCGGCGGCGGAGGCUACGGGGGUGGCAGUCGGGGCCCCAGCAUCGUCAAGGCCCAGCUUGUCGGCCACCACAGCCAUACCUCUGGAGGGGGCGGCGGCUACGGUGGUGGUGGUGGCGGCUUCGGUGGUGGUGGUGGCGGCUUCGGUGGUGGUGGCGGCUUCGGUGGUGGCGGCCACGGUGGUGGUGGUGGCGGCGGCUACGGUGGUGGCGGCCACGGUGGUGGUGGUGGCGGCCACGGUAAGGGCUACGGCGGUGGCAGCGGCUGCUGCGGGUAGGUCUCCAGCAGGCAAGAUUUGGCAUCUUUUAAGGGUGGCCGUCAGCCGGUCCUCGACUCUGUCCUUUUCCUUCCUUCAUGAAAAGAAAACGAUUCAAUAAACGAUCAAACUGUC